Molecule: messenger RNA, 618 nt
Organism: Gongylonema pulchrum
Lineage: Eukaryota; Metazoa; Nematoda; Chromadorea; Rhabditida; Gongylonematidae
Source: the annotation of a GenBank genome assembly
CUGGAAUCCAAAAUUGAAGUGUCGUCUUGGGAUCAGCCCAGGCUGGAAGCUGUUUGGGUUGGUCAUGUUAUCGAUCGUUUUGGAGUGCUGGAAGAUGCGGUGCGUGUGUACGGUAUUCGAAAAACAUACGUUGUGCUUUUGAAGCGAGUCAAGCAAAGCAUGGAAGCAAUCGAGAAUACAGGAGUAGUUCGUAGCAUCAAUUCCCGAGAGUUGGUUGUGGAUGUUUAUAUCCCGGAUGCAGAUUUUGCAAAUGGUCCCGAGCUAUCCGUUCCUUUACAUGUAUUCGAAACGGCUCCAGUGGUAGACAAUUCGUACGUAUUCAAGAUGUUCUUGAAGAAGGGACGCUGGUGUGUAACUAGUGUUACAAAGGCCGAGAAUUCCUCUGGUUCGCACCGCUCCAAUGGGUGCAUCCAGAAUGAAAGAAAGGAUCUGCCUGUUGUGGCGAAUUCAAGCCGCGAAUGCGCUGGAGGUUUCGAGCAUGACUCCUAUGUAGGUAUUGUUGUUGGUGAAGCGGAUAAAUGUCGAUUUAUUUGGACACCUUCGUUAGAGGGUGAAGGCAUAUGCAGCAUAUGGAAAAAUUUAGACAUUGGUGACUGGAUUCGAUUUUGGGUUAUGUAA